Molecule: messenger RNA, 367 nt
Organism: Trypanosoma cruzi
Lineage: Eukaryota; Euglenozoa; Kinetoplastea; Trypanosomatida; Trypanosomatidae
Product: mucin-associated surface protein (MASP), putative
Exons: 1
Source: RefSeq, a predicted model, not a curated record
AUGGCGAUGAUGAUGACUGGCCGUGUGCUGCUGGUGUGUGCCCUCUGCGUGCUGUGGUGCGGUGCGGGCGGCGGUUUUGCAAACGAUGAGAAGUCAGGUCCUGGGAAUCGUGCUGAACUUCCGCUUGCAUCACAAGGACUUGAAACAGCUCCACAAGAUUCCCAAGGGUCACAAAAUAGAGCACCAGGUGGAGAAGAAAAUUUAACUUCCGUACUUGGAGAGGAAGCUGAUGGUGAUGAUGUUGAUAGAGAGAAAAAAGCGGAAGAAGAAAAAAUUACUGAAAGGCAGGGCAGUGAAGGAGGAACAGCUGCAGUAGGCCCAGAUUCCAGGGAAACGAAUUUAAGUGACAGCGAGCAGGAAACAGGCC